Haliotis rufescens (red abalone) is the source of this 412-nucleotide messenger RNA. Its product is annotated as von Willebrand factor A domain-containing protein 8-like. NCBI's taxonomy places the organism in Eukaryota, Metazoa, Mollusca, Gastropoda, Lepetellida, Haliotidae. The transcript is spliced from 3 exons. The coding region runs from base 122 to 412 and encodes 96 amino acids. The record is from RefSeq and is a predicted model, not a curated record.
AAAUAGCGAAGAUCCGAAAGGUCGAACUUUGGACCUAUUGCAAGUACUUUGCACCUGUUUUGCGACCUGGAUCUGGAUGACAGCGAUGUGACAGUGUAGGGGCCACGCACAGGUACAUCUGAUGUGGAUCCUCACUAGGGUGAGAAUGGAAGGGGCAGGGAGGCGCCUCAAGCACCUGCAGGCGGUGCUGAGCCCCUCGGGAGCCAGAGCCGGUCUCAGGAUACGUCUAUCAUCAUCUACUGGAGAUGGGACGAGGGCAAGUAUAGGCGACAUCAGCAUCGUCCUGCGAGAUGCCAAAAACGCAGAGCUUGUGCCACGGAAAUACAUGCCGGCCAAUGUCUCCCAGUCCGUGCUGCGCCACCUGAGAUGGAUCAUGCAAAAGGUUUGUACACAUCAGAACGCUGAAUAUUGA